UCGUGUGUGAUCCGCCUUCUGACCGGGAUUCGGCACACUUCCUAGGAUCCCUUCGCGCUGACGGUACGAUCGAGCCGUGAAGGCUGGGAAAGGAGUGAGUGCGGGAUGGCGACGACAGCGGAAGGAAAGGCGGCCGUGCAGAAGGCGAAGGUGUUCAUGGUGGGAGCUGGGGGGAUCGGAUGCGAGCUGCUCAAGACGCUUGUCAUGACAGGCUUCCAUGACAUCGAACUGAUUGACCUGGACACCAUCGACGUGAGCAAUCUGAACCGUCAGUUCCUUUUCCGCAAGCGGCACGUGGGACACUCUAAGGCCAAGGUGGCCCGUGAAGCAGCCAUGUCUCUGUGCCCAUCAGCAUCCAUCAUAGCGCACCAUGGCAGCAUUCUCCAGCCAGAGUUCGACGUCUCCUUCUUCUCGCGCUUCUCCCUCGUGCUCAACGCCCUCGACAACCUCCCUGCCCGGCGCCACGUCAACCGCAUGUGCCUCGCUGCCGGCGUGCCACUCAUAGACAGCGGAACCACUGGGUUCCUUGGCCAGGUGACGGUGCAUGUAAAGGGCGUGACUCAGUGCUACGAGUGCACGCCCAAGCAAGCCCCCAAGUCGUACCCCACAUGCACCAUCACCAACACCCCUUCCAAGCCUGUGCACUGCAUCGUGUGGGCCAAGGAGCUUCCCUUCGUGGCUCUCUUUGGCUCCCGGGAUCAGGCCAUGGACCUUCACCCGCCCCCCUCUACCACUGCUGCCACCACCGCUGCCCCUGCUGCUGCUACCUCUUCUGCAGCUGCUACUGGUGAUGGUCACAUAACCAAUGACGCUGCUGCUGCUGCUGCCCCGGCACCCUCUGACAGUCACAUGGUGAAUGGGGUAGGGAGCACGGGGAAAGAGGGGGCGGAGCAGGAGGAGAAGGAGAAGGAUGGGGAAAAAGAGAGUGAGGAAGAUAGGAGGAAGAUGGAGGCGGAGGCAGCAGCAACGGAGAAGGAAGAGCGGGAGUUUUUCAUGCGGCGGGAAGGGGAGAGCGGGCGAGCCUUUGCAUGCCGUGUGUUUGACAGGAUAUUCGGGGACAACGUGGCCAGGACACUGAAAAUGGAUGACAUGUGGAAGCAUAGGGCGCGCCCCACGCCCUUGUACCUUAAAGAUGUGUUUCCCGAGGGGGUGGAUGGGGGAGACGAAGGGAAGGGCGGAAAGGAGGGGGGAGAGGGGGCGGUGGGAGUGGAGAAGAGGGUGUCUGCGAUGGUCAGUCUGGGGUUGAGGGAUGCGCAGAAGGUGUGGAACGUGCAGGAGAACGCGCGGGUGUUUCUGGAGGCUGUCAGGCUUUUUGUGGAGGAACGAGCAGAGGAGCUGGGCUCUCUCUCUUUCGACAAGGACGACCAGCUGGCGGUGGAAUUCGUGACGGCGGCUGCCAACCUGCGCAUGCACUCUUUCAGCAUCCCCCAGCAGAGUGUGUUCGCAGCCAAGGGGAUCGCGGGCAACAUCGUGCACGCCGUGGCCACCACCAACGCCAUCGUGGCUGGGCUCGUGGUGCUGCAGGCCGUGCGGCUGCUGGAGGACGAGAGCUACAGCAAGGAGCCGCGCAUGGUGUGGUGCACGGAGUUCCCCAGUCAGCGCAAGGCUCUCCUCGCCCCCCUGGAGAUGGACCCACCCAACACCAGCUGCCACGUGUGCUCUCGGACGCCCUUGAUGCUGGAGCUGAACACGCACACAGCUACGCUAGGGGAUGUGGUGGAGGGGGUGGUGCGGCGGCAGCUGUCAGCCACGCAGCCCAUGGUGAUGGUGGGGAGCGGGCUGGUGUACGAAGAAGGGGACGAUUUGGAGGAGGAUGAAGUGGCACGAUACAAGACGAAUCUGGCCAAGAAACUGUGUGACCUGCCAACGCCAGUGAGCUCGGGGUCUGUGCUGACGGUAGAGGACUACCACCAGCACUUCAAGUGCUCCAUCCACAUCAAACACAGAGAUGACAUUAAGGAGGAGGAGCAUCCCGAGAAAAUGAUUCUCCACGGGCAGUUGCCAGCAGCCGACACCACUGCCACUGCCACUGACGGGGAGGCUGGAGCUGAAGGGGGCAAAGCAGGAGAGGAGGAGGAGGAUGAGGAUGCUGUGGUUGUCAUUGAAGCGGGACCUGAUGCUGCUGCUGCUGGUGCUGGUGCUGGUGCUGGUGAAACUGUUGUUGAGAAGAGGAAGAGGCGGCGGGAGGAAGAGGAGGCAGCAGAUGGGAAGCGAGUGAAGGUGGAUGUUGUUGAGGUGUUGGAUGAGUAGCUAAUGCAUUGUAGCAUUCGGGGACCAUGCAUUCGUUUAUACCUGCCAACCAUGUGCACACUUGCACUGUAUCAUAUGACAUGCUUUUAUUAUCUGUAAUAAAUUGGAGUACGAAUG
Molecule: messenger RNA, 2367 nt
Organism: Closterium sp. NIES-67
Lineage: Eukaryota; Viridiplantae; Streptophyta; Zygnematophyceae; Desmidiales; Closteriaceae
Source: the annotation of a GenBank genome assembly